UGUUUGCUAUGGUAACAACAAAACACGAUCUGUGAAGUAUUUAAAAGACCACGACCUUCGGCAGAAGUAGUCAGUGAGUGCCCGUCAACCACGCGCGACGUCCAUCAUGAAGUUACUAUUAUGCAUAUGUUUUCUAUCCAUCGCCGUCUCAGCGAUGGCAGAGCAAGAUGUGGACCAAAUCCUUCAGGAUGGCAACAAUAAAUUUACCGCGAACAUGUUCAAUGAAGUUGUUAAAGCUAAUAAAGAGAAAAGCAUCGUCCUAUCAGCGUACUCCGUGAUGCCGCCUCUUGCGCAGCUGGCUCUGGCUUCAGUCGGUGAAUCGCACGACGAACUUCUUAAUGCUAUCGGAAUGCCCAAUGAUAACGUGACCAAAGCUGCUUUUUCAUUCGCGAAUUCAAAACUGAGGUCAACGAAAGGAGUGACAUUGCAAACAGCUAGUAAAAUUUAUGUUGCUCAAAAUUAUGAAUUGAAUACUGAGUUUGCUGCUGUCUCGAGAGAUACUUUUGGUUCUGAGGUUAAAAAUGUCGACUUUAGCAAAAAUACAGAAGUUGCUGCCGAAGUCAAUGCUUGGGUAGAAGAUCAAACAAAUCAUCGCAUCAAAGAUUUGGUAGACCCAGCGUCUUUAACAUCUGAUACGAGAGCUCUAUUAGUCAACGCCAUUUACUUCAAGGGUACUUGGAAAAUUCCCUUCCAAACAUUUGCAACUAAGGAUAGAGAUUUCCAUGUAACUAAAAACAAAGUGGUCCAAGUUCCUACCAUGUACAACAAAGAUACUUAUAGUUAUACAGAGAGCAUCGAGCUGAACGCACAAAUUCUUGAAAUUCCUUAUGAAGGAGAUGAAGCAUCUUGCGUUUUUGUGUUACCUCGUGAAAUAGAUGGCAUUAACGAGUUGGCAGAAAAGCUAAAGGAUCCAACAGUGCUCGACAAAGCUAUGAGUAAUAUGCGUGAAAUAGAAGUUGAAGUUUACCUCCCUAAGUUUAAGAUCGAAACUACGACGGAUCUCAAAGAUAUUCUUCAGAAGAUGGAUGUUCAGAGAUUGUUUUCUCCAAAGACUGCCAGAUUAGACAACCUUUUGAAACAUACCAGUAAUCUAUACAUAGAUUCAGCUUUACAAAAAGCCUUUAUUGAAAUUAACGAAGAAGGUGCUGAAGCAGCCGCUGCAAAUGUAUUCGGCGUUACGUAUUUGGCAGCGUUUACUACUCUACGUUUUGAAGCGGAACAUCCAUUCGCAUUCUACUUAUACAGCGGGAAAAAUAUCUUGUUCAAUGGAAUUUAUCAUCCUUAGUAAUGCAAAGAUUUUGGCAUCAGAGUGCUUUCGGGGAUUCCCGACGCACUCCAGUUCGAGGCAGACCAUCCUUUCGUAUUUUACCUAUAUAAUGGAAAUAAUAUUUUGUUCAAUGGAGUUUACUAUGCUUGAGUAAAAAGAAGGUAAGUAUCUUAGUGAUGAAAUCC
This is a messenger RNA of Vanessa tameamea, 1452 nucleotides long. Its product is annotated as alaserpin-like. Gene Ontology annotation, molecular function: serine-type endopeptidase inhibitor activity. Bases 107 to 1285 code for a protein of 392 amino acids. The transcript is spliced from 10 exons. NCBI's taxonomy places the organism in Eukaryota, Metazoa, Arthropoda, Insecta, Lepidoptera, Nymphalidae. The record is from RefSeq and is a predicted model, not a curated record.